Molecule: messenger RNA, 1778 nt
Organism: Striga asiatica
Lineage: Eukaryota; Viridiplantae; Streptophyta; Magnoliopsida; Lamiales; Orobanchaceae
Source: the annotation of a GenBank genome assembly
CUACAUCUAAAAUUUGAUUGGAAAAACCGAAAAAGUCCAAACACCGACGUGGCAUCUACAGUUUCCUUUACUACAGUUUCUUCCAAUUCGUACCGUACUCGCUUAAUCGCACCAUUUUGCUCCUUGCCUUUUCACACGGUCACAACUCACAACUUCAGAUUGAGAGAAGAGGACCUAAACCCAGGCGUGGCGUCGGAGUAGAGAUCUGAUAGCAUUUCCCAAUUCGACACACAACGCUCCGUGAGAAAGUAGUCAUGGACGCCUUGAGGAAGCAAGCCAGCAAAUUCAGAGAUCAAGUCGCUAAACAACAACAGGCCGUGAUAAAGCAGUUCAGUACGAGCGGCUAUGAGAGCUCGGAGGCUAUGGUUAUUGAUGAGGUUGAGCUACAGAUGCAUCAGCAACUUGAGAAACUUUACAGAUCCACUCGUUCUGGAAGGGUUGAGCUACAGAUGCAUCAGCAACUUGAGAAACUUUACAGAUCCACUCGUUCUGGAAGGAUUUGUCCUUUAGGUUGUUCUGGAACAUGGGAUUGUGAUGGUGAACUCAAUUUGAAUCACAGAAUGGAUUUUCAGAAAGAUAUUGUCAAAGCAGCUGAAGCAUUCAGUGCUGUAGGUUAUAAACACAUUGAAGCUGGAACCAAGUUGUCAGAAGAUUGUUCCAGAUAUGGAGUUGAGAAUGCUAAUGAUGAGAUACUCUCCAAAACUGCAUCUGUAUAUGGGGAUGCUCGUAAACAUGUAGAGAAGGAGCAAGAAGACUUCAAUAGAUUAUUGUUUACACAGGUGUUAGAACCCUUGAGAGCAAUGAUUACUGGUACGCCUCUAGAAGAUGCCCGUCAUCUUGCUCAACGAUAUAGUAGAAUGAGACAGGAAGCAGAGGCACAGGCUUCAGAAAUUGUUAGAAGACAAGCCCGUGUUAGGGAAUCCCCUAUUCCUGAAAAUGUGGCUAAGCUGCAUGCUGCCGAAACUAGAAUACAAGAACUCAAAGCAAACAUGGCAGUUCUUGGUAAAGAAGCGGCAGCAGCUUUGGCAUCUGUUGAAUCACAGCAGCAAAGGCUUACAUUCCAGAGACUUGUAGCAAUGGUUGAAGGUGAGAGGACAUAUCAUGAGAGGGUUGCUACAAUUCUUGGUAAUGUUGAAGCCGAGUUGGUUUCUGAGAAGCAAAGGAAAGAGGCAGCUCCUCCUGUUGCCCCUCUUCAAAUCUCAGGGAAAACCAAGUACUUUCUGGCUGAGGCAUACAAGGAACUUAGCUUGUCAGUCGGAGAUUUUGUUGUUGUUCGGAAUGUGAGCCCGUCUGGAUGGUCUGAAGGAGAAUGCAAAGGCAGAGCAGGAUGGUUCCCGACUGCUUAUGUGGAGAAACGUCAAAGGAUUCCCGCAAACUAUAGUGCAACUGAAGUUUAUUGAACUCACCAACGCCAUAAGGACUGACGUGAUGAAGGUGUCCAACAGAUCCAUGAGAGCUUCUCCGCCUAUGCCACGCACCACCGGCAGGAGGUUUGCAUCCUCAUCGCUAUCGAAUCGUUCACCAACGUCACCCUCGAUUCGAGAUCUGCUCCCUCUCCGAUUCCUUCCUCCCGCAGUCGGCGCCACCGUCAUAUUGAGUCUCAACAUGUAACUCGUUGACUAAAUUAUUUGGAUACAAAGUUGUGAUUUUGUCGUGGGAGUUUCUUAGGUUGAUAUUAGAUCUAUGAUUUACUGAUUUCGGGUUUACAAAAAUGUGUUCCAUUUUAGUUUCCAACUUAUUUUUUGAGAGAAAUUGAAAGGUAAUUUUACUGUAAAAAC